AUUCAGUCUCCACGCUAUCUGUCUUCUAAAAACUUGCUUCUUAUUUAAACUUUUCUACACAAUUGCAUAGUUAAAUGUUUCUAAGAUGUUGAAGUACGCGCACUUAAUCAGUUUGAGAAUGCGGACUGACUUGCCAUCGGAGAUUCUUGGUUCGCUCUCAAGGAUAAAUGCAGUGAAUAAAGGAAGCCAUGGUUUCAUUAGUAAACGAUCGAUGAGUGUUCAAUCGCAUCGCAAAUGUAAUGUGGUAGUUAUAGGUGGAGGAGCUGUGGGAUCAUCUACAGCAUAUUGGUUGAAAAAGCGGGCCAAUAGAGAUCUCAGCGUCAUUGUUCUUGAACGAGAUCCAACUUACAAAGAAGCGUCCACCGUGUUGUCUGUCGGUGGCGUUCGGCAACAAUUCUCCUUACCUGAAAAUAUUCAAAUGUCUUUAUUUGGCGCCGAAUUCAUACAAAAUUCAACGAAAUAUUUUGGCGAUGUGGAUUUGUGUUUUCGGCCUCAUGGUUAUCUAGUUCUGUCCUCUGAGAAAUGUGCCCAAACUUUGCAAGAAAACUCCAAGUUGCAAAAUGAACUGGGCGCUCGAAAUGAACUAUUAACACCAUCUCAACUAAUACGGAAAUUUCCAUGGCUUAAUACUGAUGACGUAGCAUUGGGGUGUUAUGGGUUCGAAAACGAGGGAUGGUUUGAUCCCUGGGCGCUUUUGGGAGGCUUUCGUAGCAGAGCGAAAGAGUUUGGGGCUGAGUUUCUGCAUGGUGAAGUUCUCAGUUUUGAUAUCUCUAAUAAUUCAGAAACACUGAAUUCAGUGAAGGUUAAAGCCAAAACCAAUGAGACUUGCGUUGUCGAUUUCGAUGUUUGUGUUUUGGCUGCUGGUGCUCGCUCAGGUCAAAUAGCCCAUCAGGCUAAUAUUGGCUCAGGGGCAGGUGCAUUGUCGAUACCAUUGCCCGUUGAACCACGAAAACGGUUUGUUUAUGUUUUUACUACACAGGGAGAAAAUGCACCCGGUCCAGGUACACCUUUAACUAUCGAUCUUGAUGGCACAUAUUUCAGACGAGAUGGCAUGGGUAGUAAUUUCAUUACCGGCCGAAGCCCAUGCAAUGAACAAUCCGAGCCACCAAUUAGCAACUUGGACGUAGAUCACGAAUUCUUCGAGACAUAUAUAUGGCCAACUUUGGCAAAGCGUUGCACUGCUUUCGAGUCGAUUAAAGUUUGCGGAAGUUGGGCCGGAUAUUAUGAGUAUAAUACGUUUGAUGAAAACGGUAUAGUCGGCCCACACACUUACUACAAGAACCUUUUAAUUGCAACGGGUUUUAGCGGCCAUGGUAUUCAACAAUCUCCGGCAGUGGGACGAGCUAUUUCGGAAUUAAUAUUAGAUGGUAAUUUUAAAAGUAUUGAUUUAAGUCGUCUGGGGUUCGAUAGGAUUGCUUCCAAUAGAAAAAUGUGUGAAUCAAACAUAUACUAAAUUUAUAAAUGAUAUUCAAAUAUGUAAUGCACCAGCAAGCAUUCAUAUAUAUUAAUAUGUAAAUUCCAUGUGAUACGAAUUUUCAGAUGGAAACCACCCACAAAUCCAUUCUUUAGAGCUGCCUAAUGGUGAAUGUAAAAUCGUAAAAAUACAUAUACAUAUACACGAUUAAAA
Bactrocera neohumeralis is the source of this 1627-nucleotide messenger RNA. RefSeq names its product FAD-dependent oxidoreductase domain-containing protein 1. NCBI's taxonomy places the organism in Eukaryota, Metazoa, Arthropoda, Insecta, Diptera, Tephritidae. Bases 86 to 1453 code for a protein of 455 amino acids. The transcript is spliced from 3 exons. The record is from RefSeq and is a predicted model, not a curated record. Gene Ontology annotation, cellular component: cytoplasm. Gene Ontology annotation, molecular function: oxidoreductase activity.